Ziziphus jujuba (common jujube) is the source of this 2085-nucleotide messenger RNA. RefSeq names its product O-fucosyltransferase 30. The transcript is spliced from 2 exons. The record is from RefSeq and is a predicted model, not a curated record. Lineage: Eukaryota; Viridiplantae; Streptophyta; Magnoliopsida; Rosales; Rhamnaceae. Bases 156 to 1676 code for a protein of 506 amino acids.
UUUUUUAGUUUUUUCUUAACAAUAAUUCGAUGAUUCGGGUGCCAAAAUGGUAAUGGAAAUUGUAUAUUUCUAUCUUCACGGUGCUCUGCGCAAUUCAAAAAAGGUGCUCUGCACAAUUCAAACACAAAAUCAACAAGUUUCUUCCACAAUCAGCCAUGAACUUGCUCAGCUUCAACAGACCCACCACCGCUAGACCAUGGCCCAACAAGAAACCGUCACACAGAUCCCCAUUCCUCGUCCUCUCCUUCCUCUUUUUCUUUUUCCUCUUCUUCUUCCUUCUCUACUACUCUUUCACCCCCCCUUCUCCUUUCUUGGAUUCAUUGAAAACCCCAUUUCCCAGUCCCCCUGAAUGCGCAUCCCGGGUCCCAUUCCCAGGAGAAAAGUUCCUUUGGUAUGCCCCGCACAGUGGGUUCAGUAACCAGCUCUCCGAGUUCAAGAACGCCAUUUUGAUGGCUGGGAUUUUGAACCGGACUUUAAUUGUCCCCCCGAUCCUCGAUCACCAUGCCGUUGCUCUAGGUAGCUGUCCCAAGUUUAGGGUUUUGGAUCCUGAUAAGAUUCGGAUUUCGGUUUGGGAGCAUGUGGUUGAGCUCAUUCGGAGUGGGAGGUAUUUCUCCAUGGCUGACAUUAUUGAUAUUUCUUCAUUGAUUUCUUCUUCCUUUGUUCGAGCCAUAGAUUUUCGAGUCUUUGCAUUCCAUUGGUGUAAUUUGAACAUAGAUGCUACUUGUGUCAAUAAAUUAGAUAUGCCCUCCACUUUCCUCCAUAGCCUUAAACAAUGUGGAUCUCUACUCUCUGGCCUUGAUGGUAGUGUGGAAAAGUGUUUAUAUGCUGUCAAUAAAGAUUGUAGAACUACAGUUUGGACAUAUAAAAAUGGUAAUGAGGAUGAGGCCUUAGAUUCUUUCCAACCUGAUGAUCAACUCAAGAAGAAAAAGAAAACCUCAUAUGUUAGGAAACGCUGUGAUGUAUAUAAGAAUCUUGGACCUGGUUCAGAAGCUGAAUCAGCGACUCUGUUGGCAUUUGGGAGCCUUUUCACUGCUCCAUAUAAAGGUUCUGAGUUGUACAUUGACAUCCAUGAAACUCCAAGAGAUCAAAGGAUACAAAAUCUGAUGCAGAAGAUUGAAUUUCUUCCUUUUGUCCCUGAAAUUAUUAAUGCUGGAAAGAAGUUUGCUCAUGAGACCAUUAGAGCUCCUUUUCUUUGUGCUCAGCUUAGAUUAUUAGAUGGACAGUUCAAGAACCAUAGGAAGAGCACUUUUCUGGGGUUAAAGCAAAAAUUGGAAUCAUUUCAUCAGAGUCCUCAUCCUAUUCAUAUAUAUAUUAUGACUGAUCUUCCUGAAAGUAAUUGGACCGGGAGUUACUUGGAGGAUUUGGCUGGAGAUUCAAAUCGAUUUAAACUUUUUUCUCUGAAAGAGAAAGAUGAGUUGGUGAGGGAAACAGCUAAAAGACUUGUGGAUGCGAGUCAUGGGUUAAGCUUUGGGUUUAUUCCAAAAACUCGUGAUGGAGGUGGUAAAAUUAAUAAGUACUGUCACCCUCCAAUGUUACCAGAUGUACUUCUAUACAUAGAAGAAACAGUUUGCAGCUGUGCUUCACUUGGGUUUGUUGGGACUCCUGGCUCAACUAUUGCAGAGAGCAUAGAGUUAAUGCGAAAGCAUGAGGUAUGUUCAAGUCAAACUGAACUAUGACCAGAAUACCAGUGCCUUUUGAUAUGAUGUCAUUCUAGUUCAUUAAAGGAGUAUCAUUCUAUCAAGACAACUGGACUGAUUCAGUUAUUUGUAAGCAUGCCUAGAUUUGGUACCUUUUCUCAGCAUGCAAGCUUGAACAAUCUGAAUCUUCCCCCCCAGUUGUGUCAUCUUGCUGCAGAACUGAGUGCCCCCUGUUAGGCUUCUGGAAUCAUAUUCUUUACCAGAAAUCUUGAUGCUCCUGCCAUGAUAUGAAUGUAUAAUUUUUGUUGAAGAUACAGGAUUCUCAUAAAGGGAGGACUUAAUUGUACACCAGCAUUUGAUUCUGCUUUGCAGCCUGUUAAAUGUAAAUACAUUUACAAUCUGAACAAGUUUACUCAACAUGUAAAGAUUCUAAUCAAUUCUGCAUUCA